Lacerta agilis (Sand lizard) is the source of this 2447-nucleotide messenger RNA. RefSeq names its product zinc finger protein 653-like. The record is from RefSeq and is a predicted model, not a curated record. Gene Ontology annotation, cellular component: nucleus. Gene Ontology annotation, biological process: regulation of transcription by RNA polymerase II. The transcript has 2 exons. Gene Ontology annotation, molecular function: transcription coregulator activity. The coding region runs from base 113 to 1948 and encodes 611 amino acids. NCBI's taxonomy places the organism in Eukaryota, Metazoa, Chordata, Lepidosauria, Squamata, Lacertidae.
GCCGCCGCUGCGUGUGCUGGAGCUCUACAGCGGGAUCGGAGGGAUGCACCAAGCGCUGAAAGAAGUGCAUAUGCACUAGGACAACGGGGCUCUCCUUAGCUACCGGGCAGGGAUGAGCGACUCUGAGCACGGCCCAGCCACGGGCGAGGAGGACGGCGGGGAACCUGAGGAGGAGGAGGAAGAGGAAGCCAUCGCCGGAGAUGGAGAACCGGCGCAGGGCAGCCGGAAAGCCCGGGGUGGCCAGAAGGCCCGGGGCAGGCCACGGCUCACAGAGUCCGACCGAGCCCAGCGCCGCCUCGAGUCCCGGAAGAAAUACGACAUGCGGCGGGUCUACCUGGGCGAGUCCCACGGCCCCUGGUCGAACCUGAGGCAGCGCAGUGGCUGGAGCGACGCCAAGCUGGCCGCUUACUUGCUGGGACUGGAACGGGAGCAACGGGCCGGGCGCCGCGGGAAGCUUUGGGAGCGGACGCCUUACGAGCCGCAAAGGAAGAAGAGAAGGCGGCGGAACGUCAACAGCCUGAAGAACAUAGUCAUCUGGUACGAAGACCACAAAAACCGCUGCCCCUACGAGCCCCAUCUCUCGGAGCUGGACCCCACCUUUGAGAUGUACACGACGGCCGUGUGGCAGUGCGAAGCAGGGCACCGCUAUUUCCAAGACCUGCACUCGCCUCUCAAGCCGCUCAGCGACUCCGAGAACGACGGCGCCGGAAGCUCCGGGAAUUCCGACGAGAGCUCUAGCUCCGAGGCGGAAGAGCAGCCAGAGAGCCGUGUGCGGCAGCCGCCAGAAAGUAAGGAGGCUGAGAGUGCCAGCGGGCUCAUCACCCGGGACGGCAUCCACAUUCCGUUUGAGCACCAUAUUGAGAACCUGGCGGCCGAGCAGGGUGCCGGCGUGUGCCACAACCCACCCCUCGGUGGCCCGCAGACCAUGGAAACUGUGGUGUGCGUGCCCGUGCCUGUGCAGAUGAGUUCGGGCCACGGGACUCUCUUUGACAAUGUGACGCCAGAGACGCUUAGUGAAGUGGUGGCUAGCUGUCCUGUCCAGGGUGUGGCACAGGGCUCACAGGUGAUCAUCAUUGCCGGGCCGGGCUACGAUGCCCUCACAGCCGAGGGAAUCCAGCUGAACGUCACCAGCACGGGGGGCGAGGAGCUUCCCUGUGCCAUGAUUGAGGGCGUGACGGCUUAUGCUCAGACGGAGCCCGAGAAUGGACAGCCCGGUAGCAUGGAGGCCAUGGAGAGUGUGGAAUACAUCGAAACCAAAAGAGAAAACGAGGAGCUUUUCGAGCUCCAAAAGGAGGAGGAGCCGCCGCAGCCCCCGGCAGAAAUAAGGACACCCUGUGACCCAGAGCCGGCCCAUGAGAGUGGGGGGCUGCCAGCGGAGGAGGAGGAGGCAGAGGGCAACAACAUGUCCUCCAUCAUCUAUGAGAUUCCAAAGGAACCUGAAAAGAGGAGGCGGAGUAAAAGGGGCCGCGUGAUGGACGCCGAUGGCAUGCUGGAGAUGUUCCAUUGCCCCUACGAAGGGUGCACCCAGGUCUAUGUAGCACUUAGCAGUUUCCAGAACCACGUUAACCUUGUCCACCGAAAGGGAAAGACGAAGGUGUGCCCCCACCCAGGUUGCGGCAAGAAGUUCUACCUGUCCAACCACCUCCGGAGGCACAUGAUCAUCCACUCCGGAGUCCGCGAAUUCACCUGCGAGACCUGCGGGAAAUCCUUCAAGCGCAAGAACCACCUGGAAGUCCACCGCCGGACGCACACAGGCGAGACGCCCCUCCAGUGCGAGAUCUGCGGUUACCAGUGCCGCCAGCGAGCUUCUCUCAACUGGCACAUGAAGAAACACACCUCGGAGGCCCAGUACAACUUCACUUGCGAGCACUGCGGAAAGCGCUUUGAGAAACUGGACAGCGUCAAGUUCCACAAGCUAAAGAGCCACCCGGAUCACAAAGCUGCCUGAUCCGGACUAUGAACCCUGUUUAUUUAUUAUUGGCCCCGUUACAGGUUCCUAACCAACAGUGGGCACUUCUUUGCACAUUCGCAGCUGGAGAUGUGAUGUGCGCUGCCUGCAGCAGAGGGUUGCAUUCCCCUUCAUCGGCGUGGUGUGUGCAUCAGCUUUUUAAGAGCAGAUGGUGACAAACUUCAAAGUUUUAGUUCUGUUGUGCAGGUGUUCUCAGGUAUCGGGGUGGAGCGGUGGGGGGGGGAUUGUUCAAAACAGCAUCCGAUCUGGAGAUUGUGGUGCUACAAGCUCUCCAAGGGAGCGGGAAUGAUGCUGUAUUCAUAGACAAUAAGAAUCUUAGCCAAUUAAACUAACAGUACUUUGUUUGCUGCUAAAUGGCACCUUAGCUUGUCUGGCAAUUUGAUGCUUGGGUCCGACGUAGGAGCGUCCAUUCGCCUACCACUACUUACAGAGAGGCUGGCUUCAGUGGGGAAAAUUUUAUCAGAUUCCCAUGACCGGU